CCCAGAUCUCGCGGUGUGGACCCCGCUGGGCCGCGGCGGAGGAAGGCGGGAGGGGGCUUCCUGCGCUCGGGGAGCGCGGGCCCCCGGGGUGGUGGAGCGCUUCGCGUUCGGCGCGGCCGGUGGGGGCGACGCGGUCGCGAGUGGGAGGGAGAGUCCGCACCGGAGAGGUGGAAGAGGACGGGAUUUAGGCUGGAAGCGCCUUAGCGGAGCCAUUUCCAGUAUAGGAUGGCUGGUUUGGUUUUGUGUGAACCAACAGAACUUUACAACAUCUUGAAUCAGGUCACAAAACUUUCCCGAUUGACUGAACCCAACUAUCUCUGCUUAUUGGCAAUGAAUGAGAAUUCUUGUUGCUCCACCCUCACCAGCAUUUGGUGUUGACCAUGUCUUGGAUUUUUGACAUUCAAAUAGAUGUGCGUUCCAAACAGGAGUAUGAUGAAAGCCAUGUGAUUACAGCCCGUCGAGUGAAGAAGAAGGAAAAUGAGUAUCUUAUCCCGGAGUCUGUGGAUCUGGAGUGUGUGAAAUACUGUGUGGUAUAUGAUAAUAACACCAGCACCCUGGAGAUAAUCUUAAGAGAGCAGGACGAGGAUGACAACUCUGAUGAUAGCAGACAAGAACUGGUGCCUGGAGCUGCUGUGGCAUGUGGCAGAGCCCUGGCCCAACUCACUCACCACCCUGUCUGCAUCCUAAAAGGAGGCUAUGAGUGCUUCUCGGCCAUGUACCACUUCUUUCGGACACAGAAGAUCAUCUGGAUGCCACAGGAACUGGAUGCCUUUCAGCCCUACCCUGCUGAAAUAAUGCCAGGCAAGAUCUACCUGGGCAAUUUCAGGCAAGCCUGCGACCCGAAAAUUCAGAAGGAUUUGAAAAUCAAAGCACAUGUCAAUAUCUCCAUGGAGACAGGGCCAUUUUUCAUAAACGAUGAUGACAACCUUCUACACAUCAAGAUAGAAGAUUCCCUGGAAGCCAACAUUUUCCCCUUUUUACGGCACCUCUGUCACUUCCUGGAAAUUCAUCUCCAGCUAGGCUCGGUCAUCCUGGUCUUUUCCACACUGGGCAUCAGUCGCAGCUGUGCAGCCAUCUUGGCCUUCCUCAUACACUGGAAUGAGCAGACCUUGAAGAAGUCCUGGGCCUUUGUCAAGAAGUGUAAAAACAACAUGCGUCCAAAUCGGAGCUUGGUGGCUCAGCUGUCAGAAUGGGAGAAGGUGAUCCUCGGAGAUUUUGUCACAGACAUCUUGGAUCCACUCUACUGAUCUUCUCUGUGGUCCAGCUAUGGGUCCUGAAGAACCUUGUGGGGGUGGGGUGGGGGUGGCGCUCUUGUGGGUAGUGGGCCAGGCUGUGUAACCAGGUUGGUGUGGAAAGAGAAGGCCUUUGCUGCCUGGAGUCUCGUGUCA
This is a messenger RNA of Canis lupus familiaris (dog), 1388 nucleotides long. It is a transcript of the gene STYXL1, whose product is annotated as serine/threonine/tyrosine interacting like 1. The record is from RefSeq and is a predicted model, not a curated record. Gene Ontology annotation, molecular function: protein phosphatase inhibitor activity; pseudophosphatase activity; protein phosphatase binding. The coding region runs from base 381 to 1247 and encodes 288 amino acids. The transcript has 10 exons. Gene Ontology annotation, biological process: positive regulation of intrinsic apoptotic signaling pathway; negative regulation of cytoplasmic stress granule assembly; protein dephosphorylation. Lineage: Eukaryota; Metazoa; Chordata; Mammalia; Carnivora; Canidae. Gene Ontology annotation, cellular component: mitochondrion.